Molecule: messenger RNA, 1422 nt
Organism: Anoplopoma fimbria (sablefish)
Lineage: Eukaryota; Metazoa; Chordata; Actinopteri; Perciformes; Anoplopomatidae
Product: shaker-related potassium channel tsha2-like
Exons: 1
Coding region: 1-1422 (473 amino acids)
Biological process (GO): protein homooligomerization; potassium ion transmembrane transport
Cellular component (GO): membrane; voltage-gated potassium channel complex
Molecular function (GO): delayed rectifier potassium channel activity; protein binding
Source: RefSeq, a predicted model, not a curated record
AUGACAGUGGUGCCAGGGGAGAACCUGGAUGAGACUGUGGCACUGGCAGACCCGGAGACCCGAGCCCAGAACCAGAACCAGAACCAGGACUGCUGCGAGCGAGUCGUGGUCAACAUCUCCGGGCUGCGCUUCGAGACGCAGCUCAGGACUCUGGCUCAGUUCCCGGAGACCCUCCUCGGGAACCCCAAGAAGAGGAUGCGCUUCUUCGACCCUCUGAGGAACGAGUACUUCUUCGACCGGAACCGACCCAGCUUCGACGCCAUCCUGUACUACUACCAGUCCGGAGGGAGGCUGCGCAGACCCGUCAACGUGCCCGUGGACAUCUUCAUGGAGGAGAUCAAAUUCUACGAGCUCGGAGAGGAGGUGAUCGAGAACUUCAAGGAGGACGAGGGCUUCAUCAAGGAGGAGGAGCGCCCGCUGCCCCAGAACGAGUUCCAGAGGCAGGUCUGGCUCCUGUUCGAGUACCCGGAGAGCUCCGGACCCGCCAGGGCCAUCGCCAUCGUGUCCGUGCUGGUCAUCCUCAUCUCCAUCGUCAUCUUCUGCCUGGAGACCCUGCCGGAGUUCAGGGAGGAGGCCCGGAGCUUCGAGGAGCAGCCAGCGGGGAACGGCACCGGCACCGGCACCACAAAGAAGCCCAACCCGUUCACGGACCCGUUCUUCAUCGUGGAGACCCUCUGCAUCAUCUGGUUCUCCUUCGAGCUGCUGGUGCGGUUCCUCGCCUGCCCGAGCAAGCCCGCGUUCUUCAAGAACAUCAUGAACACCAUCGACAUCGUGGCCAUCAUGCCGUACUUCAUCACGCUGGGGCUGGAGCUGGCGGAGCACCAGGGGAACGGGCAGCAGGCCAUGUCCCUGGCCAUCCUCAGGGUCAUCCGCCUGGUGCGGGUCUUCAGGAUCUUCAAGCUCUCCAGACACUCCAAGGGGCUCCAGAUCCUCGGGCAGACCCUGAAGGCCAGCAUGCGGGAGCUGGGGCUGCUCAUCUUCUUCCUCUUCAUCGGGGUCAUCCUCUUCUCCAGCGCCGUCUACUUUGCAGAGACGGACGACCCUGAGUCCGGGUUCUCCAGCAUCCCGGACGCGUUCUGGUGGGCCGUGGUGUCCAUGACCACGGUGGGCUACGGGGACAUGUGUCCGGUGACCAUCGGGGGGAAGAUAGUGGGCUCUCUGUGCGCCAUCGCCGGCGUGCUCACCAUCGCGCUGCCGGUGCCGGUCAUCGUGUCCAACUUCAACUACUUCUACCACCGGGAGACGGAGCACGAGGAGCAGUUCCAGUACACGCACGUCACGUGUGGCCAGCAGGUCGACCGGACCGACAGCAACCCGUCUCUGACCAAGUCCGACUACCUGGACAGCGAGGACGCGCACUCCAUCAACUACACCAACACCAGCCCGCACAGGGCCUACACCGGGAGGCUCACCGACGUGUGA